ACGCCUUGGUGGGAGUUUACUACGACAAUAGCAUGGUCAUGGAUAACAACAACAACAACAACGAGUUGGUGGUCAUCAACAGCCACAUCUUCAACAAACGGUGGACAUACAACAUCAUGGUGGUCGUCCACACCCCAGUCUCAUUCCACACAAACAACAACAACAACACCGCCGUCGUGGCCGUCAACAGCAACAGGGUGGUGGUCAACAGCGACCUCCUGGUGGCCAUCAAAUACUACUCUUUCAACACCAUCUACAACAACUGCUUUGUGGUCAACUACUCGAGCACCUACAACAAAUCAAUCUACACAUGGGUGGAACUUCACGACAAGCUCUGUACUCAAUACAUCGACGACAACAAAUCCAGGAAUCUUACCCCCACCUGCUAAUGUCAGCAUUAAGUCCAUAGACAUUCUACCCACACUGUCGUAUAGGGAACAACUUGACGAAACUACAAGUGGUGCAAUAACUUACACUCCUUACAUUGUAUUUAAGUGCCACUUCAUUUUAGACGGCAGCUUUUUCUAUUUCAUAGAUUGGUAUGUGAAUGGUGUGGCCUACAAAACGUUUGGACCUUCCAGGAAUUUAGACGAGCUAGUUUUGACAGAUACUUAUUUAGAGAAUGAUAAAAUAUCCCCAGGGAUUGACAUAUAUUGCGGGGUUCGUGUUGCCAGUGAUGAAACUGGUAGGACAACACCGUCUUUCAAUAGUACUGUUUUCUUUGCAGGACUUAAGAUUGUUGGGAACCGGACAAGCCUUUCACAAGACACUGAAGCAAGUGUCCGAUUGAUGUCUACCGUACCGAUUGGCUGCAAGUACAACAGCCAUGCUCCUAACACAGAUUGCUUCUUGGAUCUGCAAAUAUACGAUCCAGCUGGAUACAAAUGCAAUCAAGGAAAUAUUGUGCAGCUGAAAGUCAUGCCAGACAGUCAGUUUUGCGGACAGAAAAUCAAGGGUCUGAAAAGGGGUGACUUCUGGAACAUCUCUGCGAUUUACGAAGUUAAAAUACAAACUGUGGACGAAACUCGAAACGACAAAAGUAGAUAUUCUCUACACAUGCUAACUGCGACAGAUUUCGGACACAGAUGGUUCAGUAACUAUAAGCUUGGCGCCGUCGACGUUGAUGUUCAAAAAGACAAUACAUAUUCAAGAGUUUGUUACUCUCACGUUGAUCCACACAUGAAAACUGCAGAUGGGCAAUACUACGAAAAUCAAGAAGAUGGAGAGUAUCUUUUGUACAAAAAUGUAAAGUAUGGAAUUGAGGUACAAGAGAAGUACAAACGGUGCAAUAAUAACUAUGCUUUGUGCACCUGCGGCAUAGCGAUCAAGGCGGGUGCGGAUGUUUUUAUGAUCAACACCUGUGGCACGGCAGUUUUUACUGGGUUUGUGAGCUGUAGGGACGGUGGAAUUCUAAAGAUCGUCAACCAGGGAACCAGGCAGUUUUACGUGUACACGCCAAUAGGUACGUGGAUUGAUAUUUAUAUGCAUGGGUCCUCGUAUAUAAAUACAAUGAACGUAGACAUUUAUAUGGCUCCGAAGGAUAAAAAGCAAACGGAGGGCUUGUGCGGUUAUUUUGACGGAAAUAACGCCAAUGAUUUCCGCACACGCAACGGAACGACAAUAUCAGCUUCAUCAUAUCCGUAUGCGUUUACAAGAAGUUGGAGACUCAACGACGACGAAAACCUCUUUAAAACGGUGCGACCACCUCUUCGCAAAUGGUCCGAAACCAACGGAAUGUACUGUGUUUGUGACCCGCCCAGUACACGCAAUACAUCCAGAGGGGUGUGUGCUGAAACCCAGUACAUGAGAUGUCCGCGGUACGAGGCCACUACCCAGAAAUACUGCCGGUUCUCGGGGAACAGAAAGAAGAGAUCGACCGUUAUGAAAGAAGAACGCGAAUUACUUCGAUUACUAGCACUAACGAAGCAAUCUAAGGAAGUACAUGACCUUAAAAAGAGAAGCGAGAUGAGCGUUAAUGGAUCAAGUAUAGAUGUGGAGGUGGCGCGCAGGCAUUGCACGGCUGCAAUAAACGGUUCCGUCGCAGUGUCGAACAACGCAGAGUCUUUAGGUGGCGAAAGCCCCGAUGAGGUCAUCAACCAAUGCAUGUUUGAUGUACAGGCUGGCGACGAUCUUUCGCUGGCACAAGUUCACAUAGAUUCACUGAAUGGACUUGUUGAGAAGGAACUCGCUAAGGAUCCAGAAUAUGUUGCUAACAACGCUGAUAAAGUCCAAACAUUCAUUAAAAACUCUUGUCCUUCAAAUUGCAGCGGACAGGGGGUAUGCUCGGAUGAAGGAACCUGCAUAUGUAGCAAGUACACACAUGGUUCAGACUGCAGUAUCGAUGAGAGGGUGGCAUUGAUAAUUGACGACAUAGAGGGUGGAGGUCUCUGCAACUUGACAGAUGGAGACGGAUGCACUUGCUUUUACGUCAGGACCAUGAAUUUACUACAGAACUUUUCAUGUCAGAUAAACACGAAAGUCGGAUUGACAGAUGGUACCAUAUUAGAUAAAACGCCAGUCCAUUUAUCGGGUGAAUAUGACGACAUGUUUACCGGUGUGUGCUGCGUACAAGCAUCUGAAGAUCCAUCAAGGGAAAGACGCUCUGUGGCGGAGAGUCUUUUGUUUUGGAAAAAGUAUGAUAUCGCUAUAAGCAACGAUGGGACAAACUUUGGAAGCCCUGUGUCCAUGAUUGUAUUUGAUUCUGUUUGUCAGGAAGUUUUAGACCUAGGCGAAGUGACAUUAAAGGACGACUUCUGUUUCAUUGACGGGACCUGCGUAGCAUCAUACGGUUCACAUAUCAGUGAUGAAUGCUAUCAAUGUGAGCCGAGCAUCGACAAAUACGCCUGGACACAAGUUUGUGAGCCCGAGAAACCGCAAAAUCAGACGGCCGUGAUAAUUAGCGUCGUAGUUGGCUUCGUGUUGGCGGUUGCUUUGAUAAUUAGCGGAAUUGUCAUCUGGAAACUGAAGAUUCAGCCACGGAUGAAAAAAACGAGAUCUGUCAAUGUCAGUCAACAGUUUCAUUCCGAAAACAUGAACUGAAACAGGAAAACACUGUUCGUCGACGAAAAACAUUUGUAUAAUCAUUCCAAAUAUACCAUUUUACUAUUUAUCUGAACCAAUGUAUUUCCACAUAGAAUCUACAACGUGGUAUGGUCUGUUUUUCAGCAUUCCAAGGCGAUGACCCCAGUUUUACAAAUUUAAGCGUUUGUACUUACCAUGAACAACUUCGGUCAAUGAUGCUGAUGCAACUGGAAUUUCAUUUGGUUUAUAAAAGCAUGUUUAACCAGAACAUUGUAUUUACCAUUAAAACGUGGUCUCGACGUUUCUCAAGACUCUUUACACAUAUAAUUGUCAAUACACGUUUGGGCAAAUUAUACACAACGUGAUCAUCUAUUAGAGGCCAAAGAUUAAUGCCGUCAAUACGAAAUUGUGUCAAGAUGUGUUUGAGUUACAAUAAAAUUUCUCUAUA
Molecule: messenger RNA, 3469 nt
Organism: Dreissena polymorpha
Lineage: Eukaryota; Metazoa; Mollusca; Bivalvia; Myida; Dreissenidae
Exons: 21
Coding region: 790-3039 (749 amino acids)
Source: RefSeq, a predicted model, not a curated record